Nycticebus coucang (slow loris) is the source of this 1769-nucleotide messenger RNA. RefSeq names its product olfactory receptor 2AT4. Gene Ontology annotation, biological process: G protein-coupled receptor signaling pathway. Gene Ontology annotation, cellular component: membrane. Lineage: Eukaryota; Metazoa; Chordata; Mammalia; Primates; Lorisidae. The coding region runs from base 699 to 1664 and encodes 321 amino acids. The transcript has a single exon. The record is from RefSeq and is a predicted model, not a curated record. Gene Ontology annotation, molecular function: olfactory receptor activity; G protein-coupled receptor activity.
CUAGUUGUUGGAGUGAAAAUGUUGGGCUACCAUGACCUACUACAUCCUAUGCAGGAGCAGACGUCCGGAUGCUUAGUUUAAAUGAAGUCAGGAAGAACUACUACUCAAGGCAUACAAGAAAGAAAGAAGCUUAAUUAAUAUGUGAGCAGCAACAUGUUACAGAAAAUCGUGGAGAAAGCAGAACCUCAAAAAGAAGAUGGUGGAACUUCGAGUUAAUGCAAAAGUGGAGAUGUAAUCCUAAGGUCUUAACUUAAGAGAUCUGACAUCAACCCAAACCACAGAGCAUGGAAUCUAAAACAAGGACCAGAAAAGGUCUUUCCAAAGCAUUUUCUUAAUCAUAAUUUAAUAAUCAACUGUUUAGACCUUUAAAUAUCAUGUUUAGAUAUGAUAUUCCCAGUACAAGGUAAAUUCUAAGAAGACAGGAACUUUGCUUGCCUUCUUUACACUCAACACUUUAUCACCUACGCAAGGCAUAAAAAAUGUCAAUUUGAUAGAUUAUUAUUAAUUAAUAAUUAAUAGUUGACAAAUUUUGGAAUCCCUUCAGUCCUCUAGAGUUGGUUGUAAAUAAUUGUGCUUAUAUUAACUAUAAACAUUUUAGAAUUAUCACUGCAGAAUCCUUUGUUUCUAUAGUUUCCAGAUGCUCCUAGUGUCCAGAUGAUCCCGCUGCCCAUCUCCCAGAAAUCCAGUUCUGUCUCAGUAUGGUAGCCACAACCUGUAAUGGAUCAGUGGACGGCUCAACCAUUUUCUACCUGGUGGGCAUCCCCUUUCUGCCAGAGUCCUUCUUCCUCCCUGUGUUUUUUAUUUUCCUCCUCUUCUACCUUCUCAUCCUUACAGGUAACGCCCUGAUCCUGGUGGCUGUGGUGGCAGAGCCCAGCCUCCACAAGCCCAUGUACUUCUUUCUGAUCAAUCUCUCAGCCCUAGACAUUCUCUUCACCACAACCACCAUCCCCAAGAUGCUGUCCCUAUUCUUGCUUAGGGACUAUUUCCUCAGCUUUCAUUCUUGCUUAUUGCAGAUGUACCUCUUCCAAAGCUUUACAUGCUCUGAAGCCUUCAUCCUGGUGGUCAUGGCCUAUGACCGCUAUGUGGCUAUCUGUCGGCCACUGCACUACCCUGUUCUCAUGACCCCACAGACCAAUGUUAUGUUGGCAGCCAGUGCCUGGCUUAUUGCCCUCCUCCUGCCCAUCCCGGCAGUGGUACAGACCUCCCAGAUGGCAUUUGACACCAUUGCCCAUAUCUACCACUGCUUUUGUGACCACUUGGCUGUGGUCCAGGCCUCUUGCUCUGACACCACCCCCCAGACCCUCAUGGGCUUCUGCAUCGCCAUGGUGGUGUCCUUCCUCCCCCUCCUCCUGGUGCUUCUCUCCUAUGCCCACAUCCUGGCCUCAGUGCUUCGCAUCAGCUCACGAGAAGGACGGUCCAAAGCCUUCUCCACCUGUAGCUCCCACCUCCUGGUGGUGGGCACCUACUACUCAUCCAUUGCCAUCGCCUAUGUGGCCUACAGGGCUGACCUGCCCCUCGACUUCCACAUCAUGGGCAAUGUGGCAUAUGCUGUUCUCACACCAAUCCUCAACCCCCUCAUUUACACUCUGAGAAACAAGGAUGUAAAGGCAGCCAUUACCAAAAUCUCAUGUCUCAAGAACCCAGGCCAUGGCCAGAACAUUUGACCUUUAAAUUUAGCUAAGUCUGUUCUUAGGACACCAAAUAAUAGCCCUUAGAACAGAAUAGGGACUCAAUAAAUAUUGUUGAAUGAGUGACUUAAUGGCUAUAGA